AUGAGCACAAGACGAAGCAAGAGAAAGAAAGUAGAACAGGAAGUUGUGGUGAAGGAAGAGCCUGAUAUCAAAGUAGAAAUAAAGGAAGAAUUCACAAGUCCAAAGAAAGGCAACGAAAAGGUGCAAUCCGAACCAGAAGAAACUGUCGUAAAGACAGAACCAGAAGAAACUGUCGUGAAGACCGAACCAGCUGAAACGGCAGUGAAAAGCGAACCAUACGCUUCAGAAGAAGACGAAGAUGAGAUGACAGACGCGGAUAGAGUUGUCCUCAAAAUGGUUGACGAAAGGAUGAACUUGUUGCUCGAAAGUUUUUUUUUUGUUUUCUGUUUCUUGCGCUGGUGUCUGGAGAUGACAGAAACUCAGAGUCCAGACGAUAAAUUCCUAAGAGAGGAGCUAGCCUCCAAGAAGCCAGCUACGCUAUCUGGAUUAGCUGGUUGGCUUAAUCUUGGCUCCGCAAUCUUCAAUUUGAUGAAUGCUGUGAUCGGAGCGGGAAUUAUUAGCCUGGGCUACGCUGCGUCCGUUUUGGGAAGUGCUCAAUUUGUCAUUUGGUUACUUUUUGUCGUUGUUAUUUCCUGCUUCACGAUGGACUUAGUUCUCGCUUGCUCUAAGUAUACAGGCUGUUGGGAGGCGAUGCAGGAAGAAAAAAAUCACAAUGAAGUUCUCAUAGAGCCCCGUAAAAUUUGCCCUCGAACGCAUGAAUGCAACCACACUCGCUACUUUUCCUAUGAAACGUUUGCAGAAAAACUAUUCGGAAUAUACGUCGUUUACUUUGUGAACAUCAUCAUGUUUUUCUACCUCUGCAUCGCAAUCACCACCUAUUUUAUAAUAAUGAAGGAUAAUUUACCCGACAUUGUCGAGGGAAUUUUAACUCUGAGAGGAAUACAAAUCGACGAAGCGAAGCACUCUAGCGAAUGGUACUUGAACGGGAAAAUUCUACUUGGCCUAAUGGUCAUUGUCAUCCAAUUACCACUGGCGAUGCUGAGACGGAUCGACUUCUUGGGUUUCACAUCGUUUAUAGGAAUGGCUUGCAUGAUGUCGUUUGUUGGCCUCGUCAUUCAAAAGCAGCCGGAAGCUGCAGCCCUCUGUGGGAACAUUACCUACUCAGAGCCUUAUCCGACGCCUACUUGCGAGACUGAGCUGUUCACUUUCUCCGUCAAUUCCGUUUACGCUAUUCCAAUGAUGCUGUUUUCGUUCAUGUGCCAUGGAAACAUUCUCUCCAUUGUCGCCGAGCUCCGUCCUCUUCCUUCUUGCAAGUCGAUCUUUCCAUCUAUAAAAAGAACUCGCCUCCUCAUUAUUGGUGCCGUUUCUCCAACUACUAUUCUAUAUAUCUUGACAGCUCUCUUUGCAUACGCGUCUUAUUUUAAUAGAACAGAGUCCUUUCUCUUGAAGGAAUAUGGUUACUGGCUGAAUGGAGAUAUAAUGCUUUUAGCGGCUCGUAUAUUAGUUACACUAUGCAUUACAUUUUCGGUUCCGAUUCUUCAUUAUCCCUGCCGCUAUUCUUUCUGGAAGUUAUUGAAUCGCCUUGCCCCUAACACAAUCCCUGUUCCUUACGAUAAUGCGUUUCAAGACACUUGGAACCCUACUUGGUACCGCAUGUUCGCGAUCAUCAUUCAAGGCACGAUUUAUGCACUUGUCUGCAUUACUGAUGACUUCAAAUUGGUCCUCAGCCUUGGUGGCGCAAUCGCAGGUUCCUGCAUCAUCCAGAUUUUUCCCUCGAUGUUCUAUCUCAAGAUUCACGACUGGAACCAUAGAGGAAUUUACAAUAAAUUAGUUUGGCUGAUCUUGGGCCUUGGCUGGGUCACGUUCUUCUUCAACACUUCGCUUAUAAUCAUUCAGAGCAUCGCCGCUAGAAGUGAUGGAGGCGACAACGAUUUCUACGACGAGCAAAACAAGGUCGGCUUCGAGGUUAUGGGCAGAGGUCUCUCGAACCUGACGGAAGCGAUUCUGCCAACGAACUCCACUGCCUGA
Molecule: messenger RNA, 1968 nt
Organism: Oikopleura dioica
Lineage: Eukaryota; Metazoa; Chordata; Appendicularia; Copelata; Oikopleuridae
Source: the annotation of a GenBank genome assembly